Molecule: messenger RNA, 630 nt
Organism: Echinostoma caproni
Lineage: Eukaryota; Metazoa; Platyhelminthes; Trematoda; Plagiorchiida; Echinostomatidae
Source: the annotation of a GenBank genome assembly
UCUGACCCACCUGUUCAAGAAUGCCAAGAUUCACUGGAUCCUAAAGCGGUCAUUCCGGACACGAAGCCAUCGAAAUCUUCGAAAACUAAACGUAAGCGUCGGGGCAACGCAGGGAAACCAUCAGUAGUAAAUGCUGAGCAGCCCUCGCCCGUUUCUGUUACCUCCACCAAUUCACCUCCACUGAGCAUUGACUUGUCUGUGGAGUCAACCACAGACAUGCAACGAGUCACACCGGAUGAUUCCGAAUUCGAACUGGUUGAAAUUUCCGGCCACCCGACGGUAGCCGCGGCUGGUUCCGUGACCGAAUCGGAUCCAGAUGGUAGUCUGGGUGCGGACUGGAGCCUGGCCCAACCGAUUCCACAUACCGGAGAUAUGCAUGAAUUCCCCUACUUACCUGGCACCGAGAGUCAGUUCGCGAUUGUACAUUCCUCCGGUUCCGACACACAUUUAGAAUGCGGUCAACAUCCGCAUGCCCGACAUCUGCUCAAUUCUGCGUUGAAUGAUCCGGUGGAUGACAAUUCAACUCCAGUUUCGGCUCCCGGAAACUCAGCUAACCUAACUGAGACUACGACUGUUGUCGCACCGGUCAAACCAGUCGUGAAACGAUCUAAAGCCCGCAAGGCUGAUUGA